UGGAGGAUCCGCUUAAGAUUACCCACAACUUUCGACAGACGCAGGACAGUGCGCGCACCAACGCGAAUCGACCCAAAUCAGUGUUGUGUUCGCGUCGUGUCCGUGUUGUGGUGGCGCAUCUUCUUCUGCUUUGCUUUUUUGCCCUUCUUUCAUUGGUUGGUUGUGUUGUGUUGUGGGUGGUUGGUCAAAGAGCUUGGGUUGCGCGUGAGCGUGAUUCGUUGAUUGGGGGCUGAGUGGUAAGCUUUUUGCUCAUUCGGAUAGGCCACCAUCAGAGUAGUCCAGUCGUUCCUUUUCCCACCACCUCAGACCCAUCUCCCACGUCGCAGAAUUGGUUUCCCUCGCCUGCCACUUACUGCAUUGUCCUCGUCCUCAUCGCCCUCGUCCUUUGGAGUGCACUCGAACCCCCCCCCCUUCCACACCCGGCGAUGGACAACUUGGAGCGGUAUCAAAACCUUGUGCGCAUCGGCAGAGGCACAUAUGGCACCGUGUACAAGGCAGACGACAUUGGAGCCAAUCCGCCUUGCCCUGUCGCCAUCAAGAUUGUCACGGGUCUCGCCGAAUCAUUGCCAUGUUUCCUCGUCCGCGAGAUAUCCAUGCUGAAGAGCCUCCAGCACCCCAACAUCGUGCAGCUGCGCCAUCUCUUCCAUGCGAGCGGGUCGUUCUAUCUUGUGUUUGAGGCCAUGGCAAUGGAUCUGCACGAGUACAUCUCCCGCAAUCCCCGCGGCCUCAGUCGCGAUCUCGCACAGGUGGUGCACGAUUUCCUUUUCGUCCUCGGGUGCCCGACGGCCGAGGAGUGGCCGGCAUUGCCGUCACUGCCGCACUGCGAUCUCUUGGAGGGAAACAACCGCCCGCUCAGUCCCUUUUCGCACUCGUUUCAUCUCAACGCCGAAGACGCUCACCUCUUGAACGCGCUGGUACGGUACAAUCCGGACGAGCGGAUGACGGCGGAGGACGCAGUCAACCUGCCAAUGUUCGAUCUUGUCAGGGCUUAUGACGAGUAGCCGAUACACAUGCACACAUGCACACACAGUGUGCGUGGUCUGGG
Molecule: messenger RNA, 1045 nt
Organism: Salpingoeca rosetta
Lineage: Eukaryota; Choanoflagellata; Craspedida; Salpingoecidae
Exons: 6
Coding region: 426-1001 (191 amino acids)
Biological process (GO): regulation of G2/M transition of mitotic cell cycle; protein phosphorylation; signal transduction
Cellular component (GO): cytoplasm; cyclin-dependent protein kinase holoenzyme complex; nucleus
Molecular function (GO): cyclin-dependent protein serine/threonine kinase activity; cyclin binding; ATP binding
Source: RefSeq, a predicted model, not a curated record